CCAUUUUGCUAUCGGGGCUGGUUUGUCUCGUUCUUCCUUUUUUGUUUUGUUUGGAAUCAAAAGAGGAUAGUGGGAUCGGAGGCUUUUCGUCCCGCUGUUACCUCUUCAAUUUACCUUUAUCUUCAGAUGUCGUAGGUUCGCCUCAUCGUUCACACCGCUCGACAUCGCGGUGGGUUUGGCCACUUGGCAUCUGCGGAAAAGUGAAGUGGAUGAGCAGAAAAUGGGGUGAUAGGGAAGAAUCAGAGAGGAUUUGGACGUGUUGGGGUUAUUCUUCCCAAGCGGCAUCGAUGGUAAUAUCAAAUUUAAGGUGAAAGGGCUUCCAAGUGUGAGAGUAGUGGGAGGAGUAUUUUUUACCAAAACGUACUCAGGAAGUUGGCACCAUAGGGUCCCGGGCCUUGCCGGCGCCCAGCAUAAGGGCGGGCAGUCUGAAGGACCCGGAGAUCGCUGACCUGUUCGAGCGCGAUGACCCCGAGCGGGUGUUCGAGGACCUGCGCGAGAUCGGUCACGGCAGCUUCGGCGCCGUCUACUACGCUCGCAAUGUCAUCACCAAGGAGGUGGUGGCCAUCAAAAAGAUGUCGUACACGGGCAAACAGAGCGCCGAGAAGUGGCAGGAGAUCCUGAAGGAGCUGCGCUUCCUGCGCACACUCAGCCACAAGAACACGGUCGAGUACAAGGCCUGCUACCUCAAGGACCACACAGCAUGGUUUGUGAUGGAGUACUGCUUGGGCUCGGCCUCGGACAUCAUCGAGGUACACAAGGCGCCGCUGAAGGAGGACGAGAUCGCCGCUAUCACGCAGGACGUGCUGAACGGCCUCGACUACCUCCAUUCCAUGGGCAAGAUCCACCGCGACGUCAAGGCAGGCAACAUCCUGCUGACGGAGGUCGGCCACGUCAAGCUCGCUGACUUCGGCUCUGCCAGCCUCAAGUGUCCGGCCAACAGUUUCGUGGGCACGCCGUACUGGAUGAGCCCGGAGGUGAUCCUGGCCAUGGACGAGGGCCAGUACGACGGCAAGGUGGACAUCUGGUCACUGGGCAUCACGUGUCUCGAGCUAGCCGAGCGGAAGCCGCCCUACUUCAACAUGAACGCGAUGAGUGCCUUGUACCACAUAGCCCAGAACGACAGCCCGACGCUGACGUCUCGCGGCUGGUCGGACGUGUUCCGCCACUUCGUCACGCUCUGCCUGAUGAAGGACCCGGCCGACCGGCCCACCGCCAGCCGGCUGCUCUCGCACCACUUCAUCGUACGGCCGCGCUCGCCGAACAUCAUCCUGGAUCUGAUCGCGCGCACCAAGGCGGCGGUGCGCGAGCUGGACAACCUCAACUACAAGAAGAUGAAGAAGAUUCUCAUGGUGGAGACGGAGACGGAGAGCACGGUCGGCGAUCUCGAGGUGGACUCUGUGGGUGACAACGGCGACUUCGUGGGCGACGGCAGCAAGAGCAACAGCAUCACAUCGGAGCAGUCGGCGGCCAUCUCGGCCAGCAGCCAGAGCAGCUCCACCAGCAGCAUACCGCCCAGCGAUGGCGCCCAGGGCUUCCUCACUGCCAGCAGGAAACCGAAGACGGAAGCCAACAGUAACAACUUCGCGACGAUUCGGACCACCACCCUGAUCACGCGCCAGCAGAAGGAGCACAUGCAGGAGGAGAUGCACGAACAAAUGUCCGGCUACAAGCGCAUGCGCCGCGAGCACCAGGCGGCGCUCAUCAAGCUGGAGGAGAAAUGUCGCGUCGAGAUGGAGAACCACAAGGCCGUGCUGGACAAGGAGUACGAGAAUCUCAUCACCCAGUUCACCAAGGAGCUGGAGAGGCUGCAGGUUAAACACAGCCAGGAGGUGGAAAAGAAGGUGAAGACGGACAUGGCCGCCGAGCGGGCGCUGCAGAAGGAGAUCACCACGCGCCACACGGCCGAGCAUAAGCUGUACCUGCAGCAGGCCAAGAAGGAGAACAAGCAGAACAUGGAGCGCUGGAAGCGAGAGCUCAGCACUGACGAGAGCACGCCCAAGAAGCAGCGCGACGCCAUGCUCCAGAACCAUAAGGAGAGCAUCCGGCAGCACGAGUCGUCGGAGGACCAGCGCAUGAAGCGCACCCACAAGGACUACCUGGAACUGGAGAUCCGCAAGUUCCGGCGCCGGAAGCUGGUGGGCCUGCACCACCUGGAGCAGGACCUGCUGCGAGAGGAGCUGAACAAGCGGCAGCAGCAGCUGGAGAUGGCGCACGCCAUGCUGCUGCGCCACCACGACCAGACGCAGGAGCUGGAGUACCGUCAGCAGAAGGCGGUGCACUCGAUGCGCGAGGAGCACGUGCGCUCGAUGCACACCACCGAGCUCAACAACCAGCACGAGUACAUGCGGCGCGCGCAGCGUGAGCUCCGGAAAAAGCACGCCAUGGAGCUCAAGCAGCAGCCCAAGAGCCUAAAGCAAAAGGAGGUGCAGAUUCGCAAACAGUACCGCGAGACGUGCAAGAUCCAGACCCGCCAGUUCAAGGCGCUGAAGCAGCAGAUCCAGCAGUCGACGCCCAAGGAUGAGCAGAAGGCGCUGCUGAAGCGGCUCAAGGAGGAACAGAAGCGCAAGCUGGCGCUGCUCGGCGAACAGUACGAGCAUAGCAUCGCCGAGAUGCUCCAGAAGCAGUCGAUCCGGCUGGACGAGUCUCAGGAGAUCGAGCAGCAGCAGCUCAAGGAGCGGCUCGACCACGAGCUCGAGAUCCUGAUGGCCUACCAGAGCAAGAACAAGCUGAACGCCGAGCGCCAGCGCAACAAGGAACGCCGCGAGCUCGAGGAGCGCGUCAGCGUGCGGCGCGCGCUGCUCGAGCAGAAGAUGGUGGAGGAGCGCCAACAGUUCCAGCAGGAGCGCGCCGAACGGAUCCGGCUGCUGCAGGAGCGCCACCAGCUCCACCUGGAGCAGUUCGACGAGGAGUCGCUGCGGCUGGGCUUCUCGGCGCUUCAGGUGGAGGACGGGGCCGACGAGUCUGCGCCGGCGCAGGCGGGCGGCUCCCAACUGAGCCUGGCGCGCGGCCGGCCGGCCAGCGGCUCCGGCGCGCCGCCCCAGUACCCGCCGCGCCACGUGCACGGACACCGGCCGCAGUCGGCCAUGUAGGCGGCGCCACGGGCGCGGACUAUUUAUUGUAGACGGCGCCACCAUUGCGCCGGCCGGCCGGCGACGCGGGCGCCGGCCGCCACCCCUCACUUGCUGGUGUAGAUACAUAUAAAUAUAUGAAUAUUAGUUUGUCACAUGGUUAGGACGUGUAUUAUGAUUUGAGACGGUGAACACUGUACUAACUGGGCCCCCGACGGAGGUGCACUGGAAGUGGAUCGUAGGUGUGUGACCGGCCGCUGAUGACGCGGGGGAGCUCGUGGUCAACCCGGUCGUCGGCCGCUCUCGCUCGCCCGGCCUCCGCUCUCUCCGCACUCCCACAUCGCUGCACUCCCUCCCCACUCAAUCCUUCUUGUCUUCUUGUAUCACGCUGUUUCUGUAGUGCCUGUCUGUCGCCGUCGAGGUUUCGCCCCGCCUGGCCGCGAUUCUCCAUAGCCUCCUGCCCGUCCGGCGUGACGCGCCCUUGUGGGGGCCGUUCCCCCUCGGUCCCGCGCCCGCUCUUUUGUUGGAUGCUGUCUCCCAGUACCCGGCAAACAAAUUCGUCAAAGAACAAUGCUUAUUUUUGUACCUUGCUCCUCAGUUGACAUGCUGAGGUUCGCCUAUUUGCCCAGAUUGAGUACUGCCAUCGCUGUAGAAAAUUGUAUUUUUAAUAAUUUUGUUAGUACCAGUUUGUCGUUGUUUUGUUUUACGGCAGUAAUUGCAUUAUAAUCUUGAUGGCUUCAACACAUCUAGUCUUGCCGAUGGGCGCUGGCGGUGUGGUGGUGCCGCGUGCGUUCGUGCGUGACCAUGAGACUGCGAGCGGCCCGGCCCGGCGCGCCGCGCCGCGCCGCACCGUGCCGCGCCGCCGCCACGCAUCUUAUUACAAUAAUAGCCCCGUCAUCGUGUUAGGUUGUGAUAAUGACUGAGAUUCCUGCUUGUGACCGUCUGUAAAUUUCUUCCAUCGCUGGCUGCCGCCGCGGCGGCAGGAGCCCGCCGCCUUCCCGCCUCUGUCCGCUCCCGUCUGGCGCGCCGGGAGGCCGGCGAGGUCGGCCGGCGCGCCGCUGUAGCACGGGCCCGUGGGUGUUGCACUGCUAGCCGACCUGCGUCGCAUUUGACGCCGGUGGUUUGUGUUGUCCCGUCCCUUUCGGCUCGUCCGACGGGAUGGAUAUUGAAGGUGGCGAGACCUUGGAGGGCCGUAGCCAUGAUUGAUGGAGUUGAUGUUGCGAACUUUGAACUGGUGGAAAAUAGAGCGAGCUCUCGUGAAUGAUAUCGUCAGAGGUUGGAACGUCUGAUGUGAUUGGACCGUGCUUGCCGUUGUUCCUGAGACCCAUACCGUGAGCCAAAUUAAUAUUUCCAGUCUUUCCCUAGACGCUAUCUAUUCUGAUGUUCCGCCAUCACGUUUAGGGGCUUUUAUUCCGGGAGCAGACGACGUGGCUUUGGGAUAACAAAUACAUUUUAAAUACGAA
Molecule: messenger RNA, 4531 nt
Organism: Pollicipes pollicipes
Lineage: Eukaryota; Metazoa; Arthropoda; Thecostraca; Pollicipedomorpha; Pollicipedidae
Gene: Tao
Product: Serine/threonine-protein kinase Tao
Exons: 18
Coding region: 573-3089 (838 amino acids)
Biological process (GO): protein phosphorylation
Cellular component (GO): cytoplasm
Molecular function (GO): ATP binding; protein serine/threonine kinase activity
Source: RefSeq, a predicted model, not a curated record